AUGGCAGCGGGGCUCCACCGCGGGUGCUUCUGCUUGAUCAGCGCCGCAAUCCCUGCAAUGUGCGGCGCCGCCAUGCUCGUCCCGGAGACCAUCGCGAACCCUUCCCCUGCCCUCAGCAACAACAACAAAAAAGUCAAACACGAUCUCCAAAGUCAACCACCAUCAGAUUGCUGGCUUGCUUACCGACAUAGUUGGCCUCGUCGGUGCCGUUGGGGGACCAGGCGGCCCAGAUAA
Spirodela intermedia is the source of this 234-nucleotide messenger RNA. The record is from the annotation of a GenBank genome assembly. Lineage: Eukaryota; Viridiplantae; Streptophyta; Magnoliopsida; Alismatales; Araceae.